CGGUUUCUCUCUCCCGCGCAUGCGCACCGGGCCUGCCCGGGAACUCACUUGGACCAUGGGGACGGAGCAGCAGCGGGAAGAGAAGCGGCGCCUGGUUAGAGAGCGGAUUCGGGAUUUCCCGGACUUCCCUUCGCCGGGGAUCCUUUUCCGUGAUAUAACACCUCUCUUGAAAGACCCUCUCGCCUUCAAAGCUGCCAUUGAUUUGCUAGAAGAUUAUAUCAAGGCUUCCCACCCAAAAUUUGAUUAUAUUGCAGGUCUCGAUUCCAGGGGUUUCCUUUUCGGACCUUCUUUGGCCCAGAGGUUUGGAGUUGGGUUUCUGCUGAUCCGGAAAAAAGGAAAGCUCCCGGGUCCCACCGAGUCGGUUUCCUACACUCUGGAAUACGGCAAGGCCGAGCUUGAAGUCCAGAGCGAUGCCAUCCAGCCAGGUCAGAAGGUCAUCCUCAUCGAUGACCUUCUGGCCACCGGAGGGACGAUGCGGGCGGCCUGUGAGCUGCUGACCAAGCUGAAGGCCGACAUCUUGGACUGCCUGGUGGUCAUUGAGUUGACCUUCCUCAAAGGGGCUGAAGUCCUCAAGCCGUUUCCACUCCAUGCGCUCCUGAAAUACGACUAAAGGGCAAGCGAGAGACCCAGCUUUGCUUUCGUGAAAAGCAAUGGGUAGGAAGAGCUACCUAUUUUUGGCCUUCAUCUCCUAUAGCCAGUCCUGCUAACACGGGGGAUUCUGGUACUUGCAAUAAACAAAGCCGCACUUCCCGAGCUCUGAAUCUCCCCAUGUUAGAUGCUUCAGCUUCUCAGAUUGGAUCAUGAUUCAACCCAACCAGUAAGGAAUUGCUUACAUUCCUUGCUUUCUAGUCUUCUCCAUCAAUGCCAUUUUAACUACUGCUAAUUUAUUAAUUAAUCAUUGCGGACUUUUUUAAAAAUAAAAAAUAGCACUUCAACUCUUGCCAAAA
Anolis sagrei ordinatus is the source of this 947-nucleotide messenger RNA. RefSeq names its product adenine phosphoribosyltransferase (gene APRT). Gene Ontology annotation, cellular component: cytoplasm. Gene Ontology annotation, biological process: adenine salvage; AMP salvage. The record is from RefSeq and is a predicted model, not a curated record. Lineage: Eukaryota; Metazoa; Chordata; Lepidosauria; Squamata; Anolidae. Gene Ontology annotation, molecular function: adenine binding; AMP binding; adenine phosphoribosyltransferase activity.